UCAUCUGAGAAGCGUCAUGAGCUGGAGCCAAGCCAUCCUGCUGGCCCGGGGCCUCUCUCGGGGCUGGGGCAGCAUCUGCGGGGCUGCCCUCACAGGAGCCCCCUUUUCUCAGGUCCCUCCCCAGGCUCCACGGGGCCUCCAGCGCAGCGCAGCCACCCACAGCUCCGACUCGUCACUGGUCCCACGCCCCCCCGAGCCCAGGAGGGGGCCCAUCAAGGCCCUGGCGCCCCACGAGGAGCUGUUCGAGCAGGCUCCCGGUGGGGAGCGGGACAAGGCGAGCUUCGUGCGAACGGUGCAGAACUUCGGGCAGCACAGCGUGCGCAAGCGGGGCCACGUCGACUUCAUCUACCUGGCCCUGCGCAAGAUGCGGCACUAUGGCGUCGAGCGGGACCUGGCCGUCUACAACCUGCUGCUCGAUGUCUUCCCCAAGGAGGUCUUCCGGCCCCGCAACAUCAUCCAGCGCAUCUUCGUGCACUACCCUCGGCAGCAGGAGUGCGGCGUCGCCGUCCUGGAGCAGAUGGAGAACUAUGGGGUGAUGCCCAACAAGGAGACGGAGUUCCUGCUGAUUCAGAUAUUUGGACACAAAAGCUACCCCAUGCUCAAGUUCCUGCGCAUGAAGCUGUGGUUCUCCCGCUUCAAGAACAUCAACCCCUUCCCCGUGCCCCGGGACCUGCCCCAGGACCCCGUGGACCUGGCCAGGUUGGGCCUGCGGCACAUGGAGCCCGACCUCAGUGCCAGGGUCACCAUCUACCAGAUGCCUUUGUCCAGAGACUCCACAGCGGGAACGGAUCCCACCCAGCCCCACAUUGUAGGAAUCCAGAGUCCUGACCAGCAAGCCGCCCUGGCUCGCCACAACCCAGCCCGGCCUAUCUUUGUCGAGGGCCCCUUCUCCCUGUGGCUCCGUGAUAAGUGUGUCUAUUACCACAUCCUUAGAGCUGACAUGCUGCCCCCUGAGGAAAGGGAAGUGGAGGAGAUUCCGGAGGAGUGGAACCUCUACUACCCUAUGCAGCUGGACCUAGACUAUGGGAGGAGCAGCUGGGAUGACUAUCAGUUUGACAUCGAUGAAGUGGAGGAAGGUCCCGUCUUCGCCAUGUGCAUGGCAGGUGCUCACGACCAGGCCACACUGGCCAAGUGGAUCCAGGGCCUACAGGAGAGCAACCCUGCUCUGGCCCGGAUCCCCGUGGUCUUCCGCCUGUCAGGGUCCACUGGUGAGCUCCUGGCAGCCACCCCGAGGAUGGAGGAGCCACCACCAACACCACGCCAGAGCCAGGACGAAGAGGAAAACAACCUGCAUCAGCAACAGCAGGGCCAGAGCUGA
Orycteropus afer afer is the source of this 1318-nucleotide messenger RNA. RefSeq names its product ECSIT signaling integrator (gene ECSIT). Gene Ontology annotation, cellular component: mitochondrion. NCBI's taxonomy places the organism in Eukaryota, Metazoa, Chordata, Mammalia, Tubulidentata, Orycteropodidae. The record is from RefSeq and is a predicted model, not a curated record.